ACACGGUGUUGUUUAAAUGUCGUCCUCACCAAGUGACCAAGCUAAUUCACAACAGCCAGGAGCCCUGCAGCUUUGCCUGUCUGGUGAAGGACACGCCAGAGUGUGCCUGCUAUGUCUUCAGGUGCCAGGACAGCACCAAGCCACAGUUGCAGCAGGUGUCCGGGGAAGGCCAGAGACAUAUGAUAGCGUGCCGUGCCCGACAUACUGAGGACUUCAAAGGGUGGGUAAAUCACGGAGAAUGGAGACAAUGAAGGGUAACGUGAAACUAAAUCAGUCAAAACACAAAACGGCAGUUUGACCUUAAUCUCUGCUACAUGUGCACAUGCCUGGGCUCGCAUAACACACACCUGCAGGCUUAUGUCCUGCCUGCAUAUGCUGUUUGGUGUACCGUAAAUAUCACAUGGCCUGCAGCAUAUGAAGCGGAAAUGCACACAUACACUUCACUGUUGAGCUUCACUGUUCUCAUGAUUUCAUGUGUGUGUGUGUGUGUGUGUGCGAUUGAAAGUAAAUAAGCAUACUUUACGCCAACCGCACAGGACGUGGAACCAUGUAACCAUGGCGACCACUUCCUGUGGCCCAGCACCUGUUGUGAUGUGUGUGUGUGUGUGUGUGUGCGCUUGUUGUUAGCACUGUCUUUUUAGACCUUCAAAAAAAUCCAAUGAUGAUGUCUGGCUGACCACCUGUUACUCAAGCUCUGUCAAGCUGGGCUCACACGCACAAACACACGUGCGCGCCUGCACGUUUACAUGCAAGCUAAUUAUGAAGUGGGCAACAUUGUGGGGCUUUAUAUACUUGCUGUGUCAUUAACACAGACUUCUUUUAGUCUUUUUAAAUGCUCCAAUUUAACAGCCUUAACGUCCCGAGAAUGAAGGGUCAUGUGUAUAAAUAUGUAUACAUCAUGCAAUAUGUGUCACUCAGUGUCGAGAAGCAGCAGAUUUACGGUGCAGACUGUAAAAGUGACUGAACUAUUGACUGCAAACAUAAAGAAUCUGAUCCGGAGGGCAUCAAACGACUUCCGGGUCCCUUCCUGGUAGGGGCUGCACGAUAAAUCGUUAAAAAGAAAAUCGCGAUCUCGAUUCACACAUAUGCGUGAUCUCAUUUCAAAACACAGCAAUUCUUAAGCAUUUUAUUUCACUUGAGGCAUCACAAACAAAUGCUCCCAUUUCUUCCCGGAUUUUUUCAAGUGCCCCUAAAGGCAGCGCUGCCGCUGACUCCCCCUUGACCUAUGUUAAAGCGUCUUUACAACACGUGAUUCUGUCAGUGGAGGAAGCCCGCCUGCUGUUGAGUGCGUGGAAACAGUGAGGGAGAGAAGCAGAGAGAAGUCAGCGGUAAAGAGAGUUAAAUGAAGAAACCCCAGGUGGUAGUGGCGAGAGUCACCCACAGACCCAAACCGAACUCGUGCCCAAAAAAGGUUUGCAUGCGGCGGUGUGGAAGUAUUUUAGAUUUAAGCCAGACAAUGACAAACAGUCUGAGGUGCAUUGCAAAGUGUGUUCUGCCCUCAUUGCAGCACCGCAAGGCAACUUGCAUGACCAUUUGAAUGUUUUUUUUUUGUUGUUUUGUUUUGUUUCUUUGUUUUGUUAAAGUUCGUCAGUGCAAUAAACAUUUUGUAAACAAACAAACAAAAAAAAUCGUGCUAAAGAAUCAUGAUCUCAAUUCUAAAAUCUCGUGAAUCUCGUGAUUCACAUUUUUUUCCAGAAUCGUGCAGCCUUACUUCCUGGGACGAAUCACACAUUCACACGUCUAUGAGAGAGAAACAAGAACAACAUGAAGGCAAGGGAGAGUGAAAAAAAAAGAAAGACAAGAGGCAAAGCUGAAUUUCCUGGCAUACAAAGAUCCAGAUCAGAUGGCACGAGUCACCAAGAGGCGAGGAGAGAGUGAAAGGUCCCAGGACACUUGAUAGUCUGAGCAUUGAAGCCUGAGAGAAAAGAGAGGAGAGGGAAGAGAAAAUGGAGAGCUUUGGACACACACAUAGUCGUUUGAUGUGACACACUCAGCAUCAGUACUCAGUCUAAAUGCAUUGUUCACCAUUUGACGUACACAGCGACAGAAUAAUCUAGACUUAUCACCCACGGACAGACCUCGAAAAAUCUCACGUUUUCCGAGAGUCAUGUCUUCGAUGCGUCGCGCCAAUAAUUUCACUCUGAGAAAACGCUAAACCACGCGCGCGCACAAGAUGACACCACAUGUGUGUGAUUACUGUCACUUUCAGGUCGGGGAGGUGAUGGUACAGUAAUGAGCGGUUUCAUUUUCAUCACAAUUUCAUGCGCGGCAGAUAUUCAAAUGGGUUUUUAUACGUGGGGUUUGCAUGCAAAACAAAGGUAUUCAAAUGGCUGAAUCUUAAGAGGAACAUCUUGAACUUUUUCUCUACCGUGUGGUCAUGAGAUGAAUAUGUAUGUAGCAUCGCCUGAAUUGAUUUUAUUUAGUAAUUUUAAUACUAGCCAAUCAUGUUUUAACUUUAAUACAAAAAAAAGUAAUUAUUUGCAAGUGAAUGUUUAAAGUUGACCAGAACACUCACUACGUGAACCUUUUAGAUGAACUGAUUCUUUCAGUCUGUUCAGGGUUAAGACUUGCUUUUAGAGAAUUAUUAGUAUGCUGUAUCAUGUUGCUUUGUUUUGUCCUUCUGUGUAUUUUGUGAACGUGGGUGUCGGAACGUGGGAUAGAAAAAUAAAUGCCACGAGAAUAAGUAGCAUCAGUUCCAAUUGUGCGCUUUGCAGAUAUAAAGAGAAACUACCUCCCCUGUGUCUGGGAACAGAAGUACUCUCAGCGGGUCUGUGGGAUUUCCCCCUGCUUCCACGGUGGUUAAAGCAAAAGCCACUAGGUGUCGCCGUAGAGGUGUUUAUAUGCAUAAAAGUAUUUUUCGUUGUGUUUUGGGGGGUUUGUUUCUUUGUUUUUGUGAUUGCAGCUGCUUGAAAUGUGUGUUUUAAUCUCCAUCACUAGUUCUUAAAAAUGUCUCUGUCUGUCCGUCUGUCUUUAGAAAUGUAGUUUAAUUAUUAUCAUCACAAAUCCACUGUUAGACAGCAGAUGGUAAUGACUGAAGUGCAGUGAGAUACUAUAGUAUUACUUGCUACUAGACUUAAUAGGCUUGUAGUUUGUUGCUAGACUUGAUAAUUAAAACUAUUUUCCUCAUCAGUGCAUGACUAAAUUGAUUAUUUUUAGCAAGAUUUUCAUUACUUUGAAAUCACACCAGGGGAGUUAAAACUAAACUGGGAGUGGGAGUAUUUUUUUAAUAAUAAUAAUAAUAAUAAUAAUAAUAAUAAUGAUAAUAAUGAUAAUAAUUUGUUGAUUGAUGCUUGUAUGCAUAUCAUCUCUGCAUUUUCAGCAAGUAACACAUUAAUAGAAUGAAUUAAAUGUGUUGGGUUUUUUGUCUAUUCUUUAAAUAGAACUUACACAAGCCUUUCACUAAUCGUACGUUUAAUUUGUGUCAAAUAUUAUAGCAUUACAGCAUCUUUCAGUGAUGACAAAUGAUGCCUGUAGACAGAUUCUUGUAUUUCAGAUUCAGAUUUAAAGUAAGGUUUAAUUCAUUUGAGGGCAUGGGGAUGAGACGAUUCGGUUAUCUGCUGCACUAACUGUUAUAAAUUGUGCACAUUGUGUCAAAUGUUGACCAAAGGACCUUGUCAUUAACAUUUCUGGGAUAAGUUCAUCAUUCAUCUCCGCCCCUGGGGCAUCCAUUCCUGCAUGAUUGCCUGCGGACAGGAAACACUGUUUAUAUUUGGUCAUACCAAAGAAGAUAACACAUGCAGGCACGAUGAACGCCUCCCAGAAAGUCUACCGCCUAAACUUUGACUGCUCCCGGACAGGAACUGUGUCCACCCCAUCCUAUCAACGCAUUGGAGGACCGGCCCUAGCGUCAAAGUCACCACAGUUAGUCGUGGAACAAUGUCGGAAGUGAUCCGUCGCGCCUUCAAAAUAAAAGGAAAUAUUACAAAGUGUAAAUGGAUGUCCACUUUAAUUACUGGAAUGUAUCUUACUGUGAAAGUUCUAAACCGGACGCGGUGGUGUUUGACAGUUAGCCGCAGGGUCCUCCUCCGCUUCGGGGAGCAAAACCAACUUUCCAAUGAAAUGGUACAGACGUGCCCCACACUACAGGAAGAGUAACUAACUGCUCAGCUCUUGUUUUUUUUGGGGGAAGUUUAUGGCGGAUGGGAUGAAAGCGCGACUCCAGCGACUCAACCUGUUCAACAUUAAACAAGAACAGAAAGAUGUCCCUGAGAUCAUCAGCACGUUGAGGCAAGCCGGCAAAAGCUCGGCGCGCAACAAUGACGUCGCCGCCGUCUCCGCCAAGACGUCCACCAGCUCCGGAGACAGCGACUCCUCCGAAACGUGCUUCUCCUCCUUCUCCAACGCGACGACCUCGGCGGCGCCCGCUCCCGUCAUGUCUCCGACGGCCUUCGCCAAGAAGUUCGAGGUGCUGUUCUGCGGCCGCGUGAGCGUCGCCCACAAGAAGGCCCCGCCCGCCCUGAUCGACGAGUGCAUCGAGAAGUUCAGCCAGCUGAACAGCUCGGCGGCCGCCGACAAAGGCGGAGGAUUGGUGGGGGGGCUGAGGAGGGUUUUGAGCUUCCAGUCCAACGGGCUGGGAAGCGGUGGCGGCGGCGCCGCCGGUGACGGCGCUUCGGGGAGCCCCACCCUGGGGACUCGUCACGUUCUCUUCAAGAGGGACCCCAGCUUCCCGUGUCUGCAAGCUCUGGAUGAGAACGGCCUUUCACCGGAGAUUUCCAACACCAACACUACUGAUCCGCAUGCCCGCCCUGCUGACGUGCAGCCCACCAGCCUGAGGGAGAACAGGACCAUGCUGUUCACGGUGGGCAGGUCUCAGAUCUUCCUGGUUAGUCCAGACACUAAGAAAGUUGCCAUAGAGAAGAGUUUCAGAGAAAUCUCCUUCUGCUCACAGGGUAUUCACCAUGUGGAUCACUUCGGCUUCAUCUGCAGGGAAACGGUUGAAGGGGGAAACUGGCACUUUGUGUGCUAUAUCUUCCAGUGUACUGAUGAAUCACUGGUGGAUGAGAUCAUGCUGACCCUGAAGCAGGCGUUCUCUGUCGCUGCCCUGCAGCAGAACGCGAAAACCCAGAGCCAGCAGUGUGACAGCUGCCCCAUGCAGCAGCUCCACCGGCUCUGCGAGCGGAUAGAAGGUCUGCACCCAUCUAAAACCAAACUGGAGCUUCAGAAACACCUGGCUACGUUGGACAACCAGGAGCAAGCUUCUGUCUUUGAGAACACCGUGCGGGCUCGUCCAAAGAGCGAUCAGGAGGAGAAUGAGCUGGUGAUGGCCUCUUUAAGGAGCCUGUAUGAAGAGAGACAGAAGAGCCAUCAGCACACACUACCUGGAGACAGCAAACGGGCGUGUGAGGAUGCGGCUCCGGCACCUCUGGAGGCUCAGCAGCAGAGCAGCAGUCGACAGCGACUCGAGCAGUUCAAGAGCCGAGCCAAGCGCUCGCUCACCGAGUCCCUGGAGGGCAUCUGGAAGGGAAGCAGCAAGGCCAGAGCUCAGAGGGACAACAGCGAGGGAAGUGAAAGCGGCUCCUCUGUCUGUACUGUCAACAGCAGCCAGGACCAGGCCUGUCUAGACGACCCCUUGUCCAGCUCCUCUCAUCUACGACCCACCAGCCCACUCAGGUGCCACAACUCCACAGGAGACCUGAAGGACCUCGAUAGCUCUCUUCCCCUGUCGCUCUCCUCCUCCUCGUUGCCCGGCGACGCCCGGCCGCAGGGCUUCAGGAGACGGGCCAGCACCUUCAGCCACCCCCCGACUCCUUCCUCCGAUCUCGACUGCUCCCCGGUGCACGUGCUAAUUCACUCACCGAAGGAGCCGACAGCAGCCACCAAGCCCAAGCUCGUACGACACUACUCCGUCAGCACAGAGACGCCACACCAGAGCAAAAAUGCCCCCUCCGACUCUGCCCUUCCUCCUGUUCCUCCCUACCCUUCAUCCAACUCUCCUCUCCUCCUCCGCCAUCCUUCCUCACCUUCUGCUGGAGCCCGGCUCAGUAAGAGAAGUCCUCUCGGUGGUCUCCGUGCCCGUCUCCACUCCUCCUCCUCUGUCCCUAAUUUUCUGAAAUUUCAAUUUCUGGCCCCUGUUCAAGAGAACGAUUGUCCCGACCUGAAAAAGAGUGACGUAGCAGCUCUCUCUGCGCCAAAUUCAGCAUCUUGCGUAGGGGAAAGUCCUCUACGCAGCCACCGCCACUCAUGGAGGCAGCAGAUCUUCCUACGGGUCGCUACGCCUCAAAAAGGCACGGACGCCAACGAGCGGGGGGAUCCCUGUUUAGAAGGGGGCCAUGCGUGCAUGGGCCUGGUGGUGGGCGGAGCGAGCGGGGACUCGACCAUCCGAGCGGUGCCGGAGGAGAGGACGAAGAGGAGCUCGGAGGAGCUGAGGGAGCUGUGGAGGAAGGCCAUCCUGCAGCAGAUCCUGCUGCAGAGGAUGGAAAGAGAGAACCAGAAACUCCAAGCCUCAGAGAGCGAUCUGCAGAACAAGCGUCUGAAGUUGGACUAUGAGGAAAUCACACCGUGUCUGAAGGAGGUCACUCUGGUGUGGGAGAAAAUGCUGGGAACUUCUGGAAGAUCAAAGGUCAAAUUUGACUCUGAGACCAUACAUGCUGCCGUUGCGCAAGGCGUCCCGAGGCAGCAUCGCGGCGAGAUCUGGAAGUUCCUCUCCGAACAGUACCUGCUCAGACAGACGGUCCCUUCCCGACCCCCCUCCAACCACACUCCGUACAAGGAGCUGCUGAAGCAGCUCACCUCGCAGCAACACGCCAUCCUCAUAGACCUGGGUCGCACUUUUCCCACUCAUCCGUAUUUCCAAGCCCAGCUGGGGGCAGGACAGCUGUCUCUGUAUAACAUACUGAAAGCGUACUCGCUGCUUGACCCUGAGGUGGGCUACUGCCAGGGCCUGUCCUUCAUUGCUGGAGUGCUGCUUUUGCACAUGGGGGAGGAGGACGCCUUCAACAUGCUCAAAUUUCUAAUGUAUGAUGUAGGGCUGCGCAAACAGUACCGGCCCGACAUGAUUAUCCUGCAGAUUCAGAUGUACCAGUUGUCUCGGCUGCUCCACGACUACCACCGAGAUCUUUACACCCACCUUGAGCAGCAGGAGAUCGGGCCCAGCUUGUACGCCACCCCCUGGUUCCUCACCGUGUUCGCCUCGCACUUCCCCCUCGGCUUCGUGGCCAGAGUCUUUGAUAUGUUGUUCCUGCAGGGCUCAGAGGUCAUCUUCAAGGUGGCCUUGAGCCUGCUGGGGAGCCACAAGCCUCUGAUCCUGCAGCAGGACAACCUGGAGUCCAUAGUGGACUUCAUCAAGACGACGCUGCCCAACCUGGGCCUGGUGCAGAUGGAGAAAACCAUCAACCAGGUCUGCGAGAUGGACGUGUCCAAGCAGCUCCAGGCCUACGAGGUCGAGUACCACGUGCUGCAGGACGAGCUGCUGGACACGCCCCCCACCCUCAACCAGCACCAGCGAGCCGCCCAGCUGGAGAGGACGAACCAGAGCCUCCGACAGCAGAACCUCGACCUGCUGGAGGAGCUGCAGGUGUCCCAAGCUCGCGUCUGCAGCCUGGAGAGCCGAGUGGAGGCGUUGGUGCAGGCCGAGGGCCGGCUCCAGGAGCAGGUCACCGCGCUGGAGGAGGAGAAGGAGCAGCUGGCGACCACGGUGACGCGCCUCCAGGAGCUCCUCAGCAGCCUCGGCAUACACUCCAACCAAGAUGGACACACACUCCCCGCGGCGUCCGAGCAGCACGCGGGCGCCGCGGCGUCAAAGCUGGACGGCCGAGAGGGACUGGACAAACGGACGGUGGACGCCCUGCACCAAACGCUGCUUCUCCCGAAGGCUUCGUAAACCGCGUCUUAUAAUGUUACCGGAUGGUAAGGUCGUCCAGAGAAGGAGACCCAGGACUCGAGACUCCUCCCACUUCCACAAUAUUUUAAUAAAAAAAAAAGAGGAAAGACGGAUGGAGGAGUGGAGAUAUAGCAGGAAGGAUAAAAGAGAGAGAGAAAAAUAAAUGAGGCUUUAACAAAUCUAAAUAUAUGUGUGACUGAGAUUCCCCAAAGAUAGCACUGGUCCUCAACCGUAAAAACACAACAGUUAGAUUUGCACCUGCCUUUACUGUUGCAACUUUAAACAUAUUCAAGUGUGUUUAGUUGCAACCAGAUGAAAAUGUCCAAAGACUCUAUAGUAAAGAACAAGAAGCUAAAACAACAAAGACUCUGUACGCUAUACAGUAUUUUUUUUUUUUUUUUUUUUUUUUUUUUUUUUACUGAUCGCUGUUACACAAAACGUUAAGAAUCGAUCCAAAGGAAAGUUGUGACGGGAAAGUGCGACGGAGGGACGGGUGAAGUAAUAGACUUCAUGACAAAGUGUUCUUUUCUCUAAUAGACGUUGAGUUUGACAUUAAUGAUGUUAGACCUUGGCUGGCGGCGCUCAUAUUCAGAGGUCCGAGGUGAACUAUUUUUUGCCCCUUCCUCCGCAUUGAUAGUCUUCCACAUGUGUUGUUUCCUGACCCGGUGCGUUUUGGACCUCAUUUAGCCACAGUACCUUACAGGAAGAGCAACACAAUAAAUCCAGUCCAUUUCACAUCCUGUUUUUUCACCUUUGAGUGCACGUCGAUUCAUCUGUGUAGAUGGGAAAAUCUGCAACGCUAGCUGUCCCUUUCUAGUGUGUGUGUGUGUGUGUGUGUGUGUGUGUGUGUGUGUGUGUGUGUGUGUGUGUGUGUGUGUGUGUGUGUGUGUGUGUGGGGUGGUACAGACUUUCACCAGUCAGCUGCUCCAAUUUACUGCAAAGGACAAUUAGUUCUGAAACUUCACAUAGAAAAAAAAAAAAAAAAACCUCUGAUGUUGAGACAAUCUGUCGCCUGUAAAUCAUUUACUGUAUCCAACACACUGAAUUCCUUUGACCCGAGCUGCAGCUUGGCGUGUUUGUUUAUGAAUGUUACCGUGUGUCCUCGCGCACUCCACUGAUUGCAACAAAAACCUGUCGGUUUACACUGUAAAGACGUUUCGCUUUUUACCCUCGACUCUCUUUGCACAUGUGUUGUGUUUUAUUGAUUAUUACUGUUGUCGUCCUCCUGUACUUUAAAAAUACAUUUCAUAUUCUUUCAGCA
Mugil cephalus (flathead mullet) is the source of this 9080-nucleotide messenger RNA. RefSeq names its product TBC1 (tre-2/USP6, BUB2, cdc16) domain family, member 1 (gene tbc1d1). The transcript is spliced from 23 exons. The record is from RefSeq and is a predicted model, not a curated record. NCBI's taxonomy places the organism in Eukaryota, Metazoa, Chordata, Actinopteri, Mugiliformes, Mugilidae. The coding region runs from base 4133 to 7819 and encodes 1228 amino acids.